Molecule: messenger RNA, 1339 nt
Organism: Cylas formicarius (sweet potato weevil)
Lineage: Eukaryota; Metazoa; Arthropoda; Insecta; Coleoptera; Brentidae
Product: dnaJ homolog subfamily C member 28
Exons: 6
Coding region: 96-1175 (359 amino acids)
Source: RefSeq, a predicted model, not a curated record
UUGUGAAAAGUCGAGGUCAUCUUGGACACUUAUACAAAGCAUAACUGUGAUGUUUUUUAUGUAUAUUAAAUUGAGGUAUAAUCUGAAAUUUGGAAAUGGCUUUAAUAUUGACAAAACGAUGUUUCUGUCCCCAUUCGCCAAGAAAUAUGAAAAAAUUAGCCCACUACUUCGUUAAGCCUGCAAUAGAUUUAAAGAAUUGUUACAAAAUAUUGGAGAUAGAAGAGACCAGUGAUCAAGAACAAAUACGUAUGGCCUAUUUGAAGUUAGUCAAGCAAUAUCAUCCUGAUAGUGGUAGCGAGAAAGCUAAUGCACAUAAAUUUCAAGAGAUUGAUGAAGCCUUUAAAACCCUAAUUAACAAAAAUUUUAAAGAGAGAUGGGAAAUUCCCGAGGAGGCUGUGAUUCAACAAGAUAUUAAGCAUACGGCUCCACAACAUAGACAGUACUUGAGUUUUGAGGGUGUGGGUUCAGGAAAUCCUUUCCAAAGGGAACGGCAAUAUUCUAAAGUUCGCGCUAUGCAAGCAGCAGAGAAUGUAUAUAAUCACAGGGUGGCGAAGGUCACCGCCGAUGAUAAGGCCCUGCUCGAAAAAGUCCCUUUGAAGCACAAAAUAAAGACCAAAUAUGGGUUUGAAAGAUUGGUUGAAGACUUGAUACAGCAGUCAAUUUCCAAGGGGGAAUUUAACAAUUUAAAAGGUAGCGGCAAGCCUUUGCCUGAACACCAGCAUAGAAAUCCUUACGUGGAUUUUAUAACGCACAAAUUAAACGAGGUAUUGAUCGACAACGGAUUCACUCCGGAAUGGAUAUUGCUCCAGAAAGAAAUCCGACUUGAGGCGAAUGGGCUGCGAAAGGACUUGUUUAGGGAGAGACAAUAUUUUGGCCCAUAUCCACUAUCGGUGGAGGAUAAUAUCGAGUGGAGUAACAUAGUGUAUAGGUACCAAACCACCGUAAAUAGAAUUAACAAGAAAAUUGAGAAAUUUAAUUUGGUCGUGCCCAUCUUGGAUAAGCAAAUGGUUCAAGUUUGUUUGGAAAUGGAGGCCCAAAAGGCGGUAAUUCAAGGAAAGAGUUACGAGGAUGUACGAUUCGAAAUGCCGCAGCGAAGAGAGAAGAAAAGUGCAAGCGAAUCCUCGGAAAACGCGAAUUUAUUCGGACUGAUUGAUUUUAUUUUCGGAGGAAAAUAAAUAAUUGUAAUUUGUUAGAGUGCGGUUUUAGAAAUAAAUAACUUAUUUUGAAAUAGUUGUAAAUUGUAAUAGUUAUUUUUAUUGGCUUUUAAAGAUAUCAAGGCAAAUAAAAAAACAAAAUGUUGGGUAAUGACAUGUUAAACAAAAUAUAACAAUUUUCUCAC